Cherax quadricarinatus is the source of this 1289-nucleotide messenger RNA. The record is from RefSeq and is a predicted model, not a curated record. Lineage: Eukaryota; Metazoa; Arthropoda; Malacostraca; Decapoda; Parastacidae.
CUAUUAACCCACUUUUUUUUCUCGCCAGGAUGAUGGUAAUAGUUCGAAGUGUGUUGUUAGUGGUGUGCGUGAGCAGUAUGGUGUUGUCUGCUACGGUGUUCCAAGGCACCUGCUCCUCCUCCUCAGCCUGUGGUCCCUCCGCCUGCUGCAAAAUCGGAUACAUGAGGUACAGUUAUCCGAACUGUCACCCGCUGGGUGGUGUUGGUGACUGGUGUCGCCUGGAAGUGAUAGUCUCAGACCGUAACCUUCACUACCCCAACAAUGUUACGAUCUUUAUUAAGGAGUUGUACACGGGAAUGUGUCCGUGCGGAGCUGGACUGGUGUGCGCCAGGACUUCGUCCACCUGUCAGCUGCCCUUACCGGAUGACAUAGACCAGCUGACCUCACCAGACAACGCAGUCAGGAAUAACGCCUUUGACACAGUUGAGGACAACUCCUUCAACGAAGACGGGGACAAUUCCUACGGAUUCUUCUGAGUGGGAACUGGGAUGGGUCUCCAUCCUACCGUAUACCUCUCCACUUGCCAUCUUCUAAUCCUACCUCUGCUGUUCUGUGACGUGGACAUUUUCUUUUCAAGGAAAAACGUGUUGGAUAUAUAUUUUCUCGCGUUUUUAAUUGAGAAGCUAAAAAAAUGCUGAUUCUUUAAUGAUAGUUAUUUUAUGGAACCAAUAAACCAGCAGAAGGUCACGAAAUCGUAGCAACAAGAUUACACACACAUCACAGAACAGGUCGGACUUGAACCCAUGUCAUGUCUUGGGUGGGGUGGGGUGGGGUGGGGUGGGGGUAAUGGGAAGUAGUAGCAGUAGUGAGACACAAAUAGCAAACAGCAGUAACUAUGAGAGACAAAAAGGGUAUAUGAGAUGGGAGUAGCAGUAACGAUAAGAGACACAGAUGAAGGUAGGAAAGAAGUAGCAGUAAUGGUGAGAGGGACACAGAGGAAGGUAGGAAGGAAGUAACAGUAAUAGAGAGACACAGAUAAAGGUAAAAACAGAAUAGCAGAAAUGGUUAUUUUAAAAGGUAGUUUAAUUACACUUCAUUAAUUAACUUUCUAAUCCUUCAUAAUCUCCAACAAUCCUCUCAUGACUGUCAACAUUACUUUAUAAUCUCCAACAAUCCUCUCAUGACUGUCAACAUUACUUUAUAAUCUCCUACAAUCCUCUCAUGACUGUCAACAUUACUUUAUAAUCUCCAACAAUCCUCUCAUGACUGUCAACAUUACUUUAUAAUCUCCAACAAUCCUCUCAUGACUGUCAACAUUACUUUAUAAUCUCCUACAAUCCUCUCAUGAC